AUGUCAGCGGCUUCAUCUGAUAUCAACAGCACAGUAUCGAAAGUCAAGGGAUCAGUUGAUGAUCAAUCAGUAACUGAUCAAGAAUCAGGGUUGAGAUACGCUGCAUAUGCCAACAGAUUUAGAACCAUAUUGUUGGCAUCUCACAGAUACGUGGCCUACACUUCAGAUAUAGGUGAAUCAUUUAGACCAGUGGCACAUCCAUAUUUGGUCAAGACUGGGUACGCUGUGUCUUGGCUCUAUAUUAUUGGAGAUGUUUCGUAUGCGUCUUGGAUCACGAAGAUGAAGAGUGAGGGAAGAUACAUUCCAGGUUUAAAGCCUUGGAAUAAGCAACCCCAACCAGAUUUGGUUGCAGCUGAAACAUUCAAGCAAACUCAUAGCUUAGUUGAUUCCGAUUGGAGAUUGAGUGCUUUGAAGCGAGGAAUAUUUCAAAGUGUUGCUUCGAUGGGAUUGCCAGCGUUCACCAUUCACAGUGCUGUUCGUUACUCAUCAUACAUUUUCAAAAACUCAGGAAAUAAGACAUUGAAAACCUAUGGUCCCGUAGCCAUCGGAUUGGGAAUUGUACCCUUGUUGCCUUAUGUUUUUGACGAACCAGUUGAACAUGUUGUUGACUGGGUGUUUGACAAGGGUGAAAAAUUGUACGUUAGGGAGAAACUAACCUAA
Messenger RNA from Lodderomyces parapsilosis, 660 nucleotides. RefSeq lists its product as uncharacterized. Lineage: Eukaryota; Fungi; Ascomycota; Pichiomycetes; Serinales; Debaryomycetaceae. The coding region runs from base 1 to 660 and encodes 219 amino acids. The record is from RefSeq and is a predicted model, not a curated record. Gene Ontology annotation, biological process: mitochondrial fission. Gene Ontology annotation, cellular component: mitochondrion. The transcript has a single exon.